Molecule: messenger RNA, 2110 nt
Organism: Thunnus maccoyii (southern bluefin tuna)
Lineage: Eukaryota; Metazoa; Chordata; Actinopteri; Scombriformes; Scombridae
Product: dehydrogenase/reductase SDR family member on chromosome X-like
Exons: 7
Coding region: 93-1073 (326 amino acids)
Source: RefSeq, a predicted model, not a curated record
UAGACGGAACUGCACUUUCUGCCCGGAGCGGCCCCUCCUCCGCUGCCUGCACCGGUCUCUACCUCAACGUGACAGACACAGAGCAGACCAGGAUGUUGUCUUAUAUUCGGUCGUAUCUUCUACCUGUUGUCAAGCUUUACCUGCUUGGUCUGGAGGUUCUGCUGGUUCAGCUGUUCAGCAAAACUUUCAGGUUACCAGUGAUGCCCAGACAAGAUGGCAAGGUUGCCAUAGUGACAGGAGGAGGCAGGGGAAUCGGCUAUGAGGUAGUCCGCCACAUGGCCAGACUGGGGGCGCAUGUUAUCAUAGGUGGGAGGGAUGAACAGGAGGGUCUAGCAGCUGUCAGAAGGAUCUGUGAAGAGUACAAAGAGGCCAAAGUGGAGUUCAAGAAACUGGACCUAGCCUCUUUGCAGUCUGUCCGUCAGUUCGUCCAGAGUUUCAAGAAGCGGGACCUACCGCUCAACAUUCUGAUCAAUAAUGCGGGUGUCAUGCUGGUUCCCGAGGGCCGUACUGAGGAUGGAUUUGAGCAGCACUUCGGUGUGAACUACCUAGGCCACUUCCUGCUGACCUGGCUGCUCCUGGACACGCUGAAGAACAGUGGGAAAUCUGGUGACUUCUCCCACGUGGUCAACGUCUCCUCCUCUGCUCACCGCAUCGGCGAGAUCAGACUCAAUGACUUGAAUAGCUGCCAGUGUUAUUCAGCCUACAGAGCUUAUUGUGACAGUAAGCUAGCACAGCUGUUAUUUAGCUCCCACCUCCACCGAGAGCUGCAGGACGGCGGUUUCUCAGUGAGUUCAUGUGCUGUGGAUCCUGGCAUGGUGGAUACUGCUCUCUACAGACAUCUCUGGACGCCCCUCCGCCUGGCACAGAGUGCUCUCGCUCGCCUCCUUUUCAGGACUCCUGCAGAGGGCGCUGCCAUUGUGCUGUACGCCGCUCUGUCUCCGGCCCUGGAGGGGGAGUGUGGAGGAGGCUACUGGGCCAAUGGGCGCAGGGAGACGACGACACCGCCGACCUUUGACCUCAAGCUGCAGCUGAGCCUAUGGGAAGCCAGCCACAGGUUGCUGGUCCUGCAGUAGCACGGGACUAAAGGACGACUAACUGAGCUAAAACCCAGAUGAAAGCAUCGGAUAUAGACCCUUAACUCGGGCCAGCUAACCCCCCCUCUCCCGUUUUUUCUCAGUCUCUUUUUCUCUGUUCAUACCUCACGUCGAGGUUUUCGUAGCGAUUUAUGUUGACAAUCUCACAAUCCACCGCUGGACUGUGAUUGGUUAUUUGGGGAGUGAAGUCCCCCUUUUUGUUCCAGACUGGCCAAAGAAGGGCUACAGGGGAUGGAAAACGUUUUUUUUUGUUUUUCACUGUGAGCAAGCAAACAUACACACACACAUACACAGUACACACACACUUUAGAGUUGUACCGAUAUUUAAUUUUGCUGCCAUAGAUACCAAUCAGUUCAAUUAUGAAUCAGAUAUAAGUUAUCAUCCAUCUCUGAUAUAGUUGAGUUUAUUCCCUUGAUCAUAGCUAACCUCAGAUGUCUGACCAGAGAAAUCACUCCACAGUGAGGUGUUCAAAAACCUGCAAUGAAACCUGCCUCACUUUGCCUUAAUGUCAAUAGUCUGGCUUUCAGUGAAGAGUUUCAUUGUUCCACAGUAAACUAGAUGCUGUUUCAGAGGCUUUUACAUCCUAAAAAUAAAACUCUAGACGAACAUUAAAAAUGCUUCUUGGGUGUGAAAAGAGUUCAAUUCAAAAGCAGAUAUUUGGCGUAUCGGCGUCAAAAUCACAUGUCGGUCAAGCCCUAGCACACACGCACACACACACACACACACACACACACAGACAUAUUCCAUGACAGUAGUUUUUUUUUUCAAACCUGAAACCGCCUUGCUGUAGCGGGGGAAUGUGAUGUCAUCAGGAUGUUUCGACACAUCACAAUGAUCUCUCAGAUCAUCUUGCCAUCCCACCUGUUAGACUGGGAGCACUUUGUGUUUUUUGGUACAUUCGUGUGCUUUUACUGGUUACUAAUAAUUCCUCAUGUUAACUCCUGGUAGUUGUAUGACGAGCUGUGUUUUGAAAAGGUGACUCUUGUUGUACUCAUGAAAAUGCUGAGAGAACAUC